AUUUAGCGAGUAGGGAGAAAGAAACAUGUAAAUUGCAAACACUGAUAGCUGUAGCUUUUUAUACAGAAUUUUAUACCUAUUUGUCAAAUCAAAAUACAGAGCAGAACCAACAAGAAAAAGAUGAUAGUAUAAAAGUGAAUCAAAUAAACUAAAUUACUCAAGAUGAGGACUAGAAGUAAUUCUGGUGUUCGUUUGGAUUACUAUCAGCGAGUGGUACAUAAAUUAAUCUUAGAUCAUCAACAACCAGUGACUGGUUUGUUCCCUGCCAGUCCUCAUAAUGAUCAUGCUUGGAUUCGGGAUAAUUUAUACUGCAUACUGGCUGUCUGGGGCCUUUCAAUGGCAUUCAAGAAGAUAGCGGAUCAAGACGAGGACCGUGCAAAAACGUAUGAGUUGGAACAAAGCUGUGUAAAACUAAUGAGAGGAUUACUAAUGGCUAUGAUGCAGCAAAAAGAAAAGGUAGAAAAAUUUAAAAGCACGCAGAAUCCUUUAGACUCACUUCAUGCUAAGUACUCAUCAACAACAGGGCGGACUGUUGUCAAAGAUAAUGAAUGGGGUCACCUUCAAAUUGAUGCCAUUUCUCUGUAUUUACUUAUUCUAUCACAGAUGACUGCAUCUGGUCUUCAGAUUGUUUUCUCCCUAGAUGAAGUUGCUUUUAUUCAGAAUCUUGUGUUUUACAUUGAAUCAGCUUAUUGUACACCUGAUUAUGGCAUUUGGGAAAGAGGUGACAAAACAAAUCAUGGAUUGCCUGAACUGAAUGCAAGUUCCAUUGGCAUGGCCAAAGCUGCUUUGGAGGCUAUGAAUGAAUUGGAUUUAUUUGGAGCACGAGGUGGACCCUCCAGUGUCAUCCAUGUGUUAGCAGAUGAAGCUCAGAAAUGUCAAGCUGUAUUGCAGUCAAUGUUGCCAAGAGAAUCCAACAGUAAAGAGUUGGAUUCUGGUCUCUUAUCCAUUAUAAGCUAUCCCGCCUUUGCAGUUGAUGAUCCAAACUUGAUAACAAAAACGAGGGAAACAAUAGUAACAAAGUUACAGGGCAAGUAUGGAUGCAAGAGGUUUCUAAGAGAUGGUCAUAAGACACCCAGGGAGGACCCUAACAGGCUCUAUUAUGAGCCAUGGGAGUUGAGAAUGUUUGAAAAUAUAGAAUGUGAAUGGCCUUUGUUCUUCUGUUAUCUAAUUCUUGACUACUGCUUUCAAGGGGAUAAAGGAAAUGUGAAUGAGUAUAUGCAAAAGUUGGAGAAAAUAAUGCUAAGGAAAGACGAUGGUAUCAAAUUAGUCCCUGAGCUGUAUGCUGUGCCUGUUGACAAGGCUGAUCAGGAGCAAAGUGAUCCUGGUAGCCAGGAAAGAGUACCACUUGGUAGGUGCCCUUUUAUUUGGGCACAAUCAUUGUAUAUUUUAGGGAAAUUGUUACAAGAGGGAUUCUUAGCGGUUGGUGAGUUAGAUCCGCUCAACAGAAGGCUGUGCUCGGAAAAGAAGCCAGAUGUGGUUGUUCAGAUUGUGAUACUAGCAGAAGAUAAUGAGAUAAGGGACAAAUUGCUAGAAUAUGACCUGCAUGUCCAGACGAUUAACGAAGUUGCGCCGAUCGAAGUUCAACCUGCCAGGGUGUUAAGUCAUCUUUAUACAUAUCUAGGUAGAAACAAGAAGUUGGGAUUAUCUGGAAGAAAAUCCCGUGAUGUGGGCAUUCUGAGUACAAGCAAAUUGUAUUCACUAAACGACAGGAUAUUUGCUUUUACACCACAGUUUUCUGAUAUGAAGCGUUUCUACAUUGCUUCCGACUAUGAACUGAUGGUUGAUACUCUUAAAGCAGAAAUUAAUUUCUUGAAGUCAUCUUGGCAAAACCUACUUGGGCGUCCGCUUGUUGUAUUGACAUUGAAUCAAAUGUAUUUAGACCAAGGUAAAAUUCCGAUGGCCAUGAUAACAACUAUGAAGAAACUGAAAUCUGGAUAUAUAAACGGUACGAGAGUGACGCUAGGAAAUUUAGGAGAAUUUUUGAGUACAUCUGCCAUAACCAAUCUGAGUUUCCUUGGCAGUCAGGAGGAUGGAUAUCCUGAUAAGCUGAACCCUCAAGUACAAAGCUACCUGGAGGAGCACCUGCUGAAGUCGUUCAGCAACAAGCUGAGCGUGCUGCCGCGGCCGGCCGGCGCCCGGCCCGCGCGCGCGCUGCGCCGGCGCAUGUCCGUGCGCGGCGCCAUCAAGAAGACCAGAUCUAUCAAUGUUGACUCUGAAACUCUAGGCAUGGAAGGCGAAUACGUCGGUCCGCCAUUAGAAAGAAAGCCAUCUUGGCUGGAUGUGGAAACUAUAACGAGCGCGCUCGCUGGACGCAGCCCGUCGCCAGAAGACGCUAGGAAGAAGGCAUUCACCAAGGGCACCUCGACAACAAGUUUGGGUGUUGGUACGCCCACUAUAGAAGUCACAAAAGAGAGUACACCAUCACCACCGAAAGAAGAGGCUGCUUUGGUGAACAAGCCAAUACAAUCGAUUCUGCGCAACCGAAACGCUUCCGAGUCUCAGAACAUGUACGCCGAAACAGAGACUGACGAAUUACUGGCGAUGCUGAGAGAGACUGAGAGUUUGGACGAACAAGGAGACAUCUUGCAGUACUUGGUUGAUACACAUGGCCUCGACUUCAAUACUGGCAUGCUAGAGAACGGCAAGGUGGUGACUGUGAGGGAGUUGCUGAAGGCGCUGUACGAGAAGGCGUGCACUCAGAAACUGUGGGGGCUGGUGAGGCACACUGCCGGCAUGCUUGGAAAGCGUGUGGAAGACCUGGCGAAGGCGGUCACAGACCUGCUGGUCCGCCAGAAGCAGAUCACCGUGGGCAUGCCGCCCAGCAACGAGCACACCAUCACCGCGCCGCUGCCCGAGAACGAACUGAGGCAGCUCAUACAUUUGGCCUAUGGAGACGACGAGAGUACUGCGAUGUUGACUCAAGAGCUGUUGGUGUAUUUGGCCAUGUUUAUCCGCACCGAGCCGCAACUCUUCCUGGAAAUGCUGCGUCUUCGCGUCGGACUCAUCAUUCAGGUGAUGGCAACAGAACUAUCGCGUACUUUGUCCUGUGAUGGGGAAGAAGCCUCCGAGCACCUCCUCAACCUGUCUCCCUUCGAGAUGAAGAACCUGCUGUACCAUAUCCUAAGUGGCAAAGAGUUCGCGAUCAACAGUGUAGGUCGCGGCAACUUCUCCAUCGUUAGCAACAAGUCCAACCGAUAUGGAAAGAAAUCGCAGAUCGUGUUGGAGGGCCAAUCUUUGCAAGGGACUAUUGAUGACACCCCGAUAGCAGAACCAGACCGCCAAGGCCAGUGGCUGCGCCGAAGAAGACUCGACGGAGCCCUUAACAGAGUGCCGCGGGACUUCUACCCGAGGGUGUGGGCGGUGCUCGAGAGGUGCCAAGGUUUAAUAAUACAAGGGAAAGUCCUCCAACCGAAUUUGACCCAAGAGAUGACCUCCGGAGAGUUGAAAUUCGCGCUGGCCGUGGAAACAGUACUUAACUCUAUACCACAACCGGAGUACCGACAACUGGUGGUGGAAGCGCUGAUGGUUCUAACCCUGGUGGUGGAAUACAAGGCGGUGGCGCAUCUGGGCGGAGUCAUACAUGUGGAGAAUUUGGUGCACAAGGCUAAUCAAAUCUUUUUAGAAGAUCAAAUGCGCUGCAACGGCGACGCAACGUUAUGCUGCGCCAAGACAGAGACCAUGGGCUCCCCAGCCGGCGCGCUGGUGUGCGGCGGCGCGGCCACAGUCUGCCAGCACCUUUACGACAGCGCCCCCAGCGGCUCCUACGGCACCAUGACGUAUCUCGCUAGAGCUGUUGCUUCGUUACUGUCUGACCGUAUACCAAAUGCUGAUCCCAUACAGUGUGCCAUCUCUUAAGAUUUUCAGCAACAAUAAAUGUAACAGUAAAACUUUCAAACAUAAACUUAAGCUAUCUCAGAUAUGUUAUUCAUACUUUGGUAUAUUACUGAAAAAAAUAGAAGUAGUUUUAGUGUUGAAUCGUCUUAGUUACACUCAUAUGGUGUUGAAAUAUCUUGGUUUAUAUAUAUACUUACGUAUGUAUGGCGUAACUUCGAUACUUUUAUAUAUCAAACAUAAAAGUAUCGAGGUUAAUGAAACAGAUGGUUAUAUCGACGAAAAUAAAAAAUACACUUGUCUUCUAGGUAAGGCCAGUGUGUGAUUGUAUAUCAUCUAAUUUGUUAUUAACGUUGCCUAUUUUAUACUCAUAUACAAUUACAUAUUUUUUUUAGAUAUUACAUUAUUGAAAAAAUAUAACAGUAUUUUAAUAGGAUUGUUUAAUGGGUCACAAAGUUUAUGUACCUAGUAUUAGGAGACCAUGUUGGUUAUGAUUUGUAAUAUUUAAAUAUUUGUAAUAAUAAUUUUCAUAUCAUGUUUUAUAAAUUUGUAACAGCCGUGAAUAUAUGUAUAAUGCCCAAUUGAACAUGCAACAAAAUAUUAUGGAUAUUGCUCAUAUGUUCCACAAUACUGUUUUUUAUUUUCGGCACACCCAUAUAAAUUGUUAAAUCAUUAUUAAAUAAAAACAAAUAAAAAUGCC
Amyelois transitella is the source of this 4531-nucleotide messenger RNA. RefSeq names its product probable phosphorylase b kinase regulatory subunit alpha. Gene Ontology annotation, molecular function: calmodulin binding. Lineage: Eukaryota; Metazoa; Arthropoda; Insecta; Lepidoptera; Pyralidae. The record is from RefSeq and is a predicted model, not a curated record. Gene Ontology annotation, cellular component: phosphorylase kinase complex. The transcript has 18 exons. Bases 163 to 3855 code for a protein of 1230 amino acids. Gene Ontology annotation, biological process: glycogen metabolic process.